Messenger RNA from Salmo salar (Atlantic salmon), 3317 nucleotides. RefSeq names its product selectin P (gene selp). The record is from RefSeq and is a predicted model, not a curated record. Lineage: Eukaryota; Metazoa; Chordata; Actinopteri; Salmoniformes; Salmonidae. Gene Ontology annotation, biological process: regulation of protein kinase C signaling; cell adhesion; synapse maturation. Gene Ontology annotation, cellular component: neuronal cell body; membrane; endoplasmic reticulum.
CUUUUUCACAGUAGACAGUUUGAUGAUCACAUUAGUAAAUGCAGCAUAUUGCAAAGUCUGGUGUUGACUCAUUCUGAAAGGAAAUUGCAUCUAUUGCACAGUCCAUUUCGAUGGGUGUGAUGACAUGGAAAACCGCACAUUUUAUUAGCCUCCCCAAAUCUUGAGGAAAAGAUGCUUCCGUGGUCCAACUAUCUCAGACAGAGCCUAUAUAAUAGGUUGCUGGUGAUUCUAUUGAUGACAAUCUACCAUGACUUAACAGGUGAGACAGGAGGUGUACAGGCCUGGACAUACAACUACAGCGUCAACCAGAAUCUGGACUGGGAUUCGGCCCGCCAGUGGUGCAGGCAGCACUACACAGACAUGGUGGCCAUCCAGAACCAGGAGGAGAUCGUCUAUCUCAACACCAUGCUCCCUAGGAACUCACAAUACUACUGGAUCGGCCUCCGCAAGGUGAAUGAGAUGUGGACCUGGAUGGGGACUAACAAGACCCUGACCAAAGAGGCUGAGAACUGGGCCACCGGGGAGCCCAACAACGUAGGGGAUGGACAGGACUGUGUGGAGAUCUACAUCAAAAGAGGAAAGGAUGAAGCCAAGUGGAACGAUGAGAGAUGCACAAAAAAGAAGGGAGCCCUCUGCUACACAGCGUCUUGCUCAGAGCAUUGCUGCAGCACCCAUGCAGAGUGUUUAGAGAACAUAGGGAACUACACUUGCCAGUGUGACCCUGGCUUCAAGGGCCCCCGGUGCCAGGAAGCCGUAGCGUGUGACACUGUGUCGGACCCAGACCAGGGUUCAGUGAACUGUGACCAUCCACAUGGGCUGUUUGCCUUCAACUCCUCUUGCCAGUUCCACUGUGCCCAGGGAUACCAGCUGCUGGGGGCAUCACAACUGCUCUGCCAGGCCACAGGGUUCUGGGACCACCCUGCCGCUCAGUGCCAAGUCAAACAGUGUUCAUCGCUGGACAAUGGUCCUCAUAGAGGGACUAUGAACUGCAGUAACCCCAUCGCCCUGCACAGUUAUAACUCCACCUGUGCAUUCAGCUGUGAUUUGGGGUUUGACCUAAUAGGACCAGACAGGAUUCAGUGUAACCACACAGGACAGUGGACAGGCAACGUCUCCACCUGCACAGUGGUGAGGUGUGGCCCCUUGUCCCCUCCUGCCAUGGGGAACAUGUCCUGUGUGGACCCCCUGGGGGCCUCCUCCUUCACCUCCUCCUGUGGGUUCUCCUGUGAGGAGGGCUACCUGCUGAGAGGAGACAUCAACCUCACCUGUUUAUCUACUGGACAAUGGACGAACCACACACCUGCAUGUGAACCUCUGCAGUGCGACGUCUUAACCUCUCCCCCGCAUGGCUCCAUGAACUGCUCUGACCUCCAUGGUCAGUUCCACUACGGGUCCCAGUGUCUGUUCUCCUGUGAGGAGGGGUUCCUGCUGAACGGGUUGGCUGAUACAGAGUGCACCUCCCUGGGCACAUGGAGCAGGAGAGCCCCCCUCUGUCUGGCUCAGCAGUGCGACGUCUUAACCUCUCCCCCGCAUGGCUCCAUGAACUGCUCUGACCUCUAUGGUCAGUUCCACUACGGGUCGCAGUGUCUGUUCUCCUGUGAGGAGGGGUUCCUGCUGAACGGGUUGGCUGAUACAGAGUGCACCUCCCUGGGCACAUGGAGCAGGAGAGCCCCCCUCUGUCUGGUGGUGAGGUGUGGCCCCUUGUCCCCUCCUGCCAUGGGGAACAUGUCCUGUGUGGACCCCCUGGGGGCCUCCUCCUUCACCUCCUCCUGUGGGUUCUCCUGUGAGGAGGGCUACCUGCUGAGAGGAGACACCAACCUCACCUGUUUAUCUACUGGACAAUGGACGAACCACACACCUGCAUGUGAACCUCUGCAGUGCGACGUCUUAACCUCUCCCCCGCAUGGCUCCAUGAACUGCUCUGACCUCCAUGGUCAGUUCCACUACGGGUCCCAGUGUCUGUUCUCCUGUGAGGAGGGGUUCCUGCUGAACGGGUUGGCUGAUACAGAGUGCACCUCCCUGGGCACAUGGAGCAGGAGAGCCCCCCUCUGUCUGGCUCAGCAGUGCGACGUCUUAACCUCUCCCCCGCAUGGCUCCAUGAACUGCUCUGACCUCUAUGGUCAGUUCCACUACGGGUCCCAGUGUCUGUUCUCCUGUGAGGAGGGGUUCCUGCUGAACGGGUUGGCUGAUACAGAGUGCACCUCCCUGGGCACAUGGAGCAGGAGAGCCCCCCUCUGUCUGGUGGUGAGGUGUGGCCCCUUGUCCCCUCCUGCCAUGGGGAACAUGUCCUGUGUGGACCCCCUGGGGGCCUCCUCCUUCACCUCCUCCUGUGGGUUCUCCUGUGAGGAGGGCUACCUGCUGAGAGGAGACACCAACCUCACCUGUUUAUCUACUGGACAAUGGACGAACCACACACCUGCAUGUGAACCUCUGCAGUGCGACCUCUUAACCUCUCCCCCGCAUGGCUCCAUGAACUGCUCUGACCUCCAUGGUCAGUUCCACUACGGGUCCCAGUGUCUGUUCUCCUGUGAGGAGGGGUUCCUGCUGAACGGGUUGGCUGAUACAGAGUGCACCUCCCUGGGCACAUGGAGCAGGAGAGCCCCCCUCUGUCUGGUACGUCACUGCCCCCUGCUGGUGGAGCCAUGGAGAGGCUGGAUGAACUGCACCCACCCCCAUUCACCCUUCAGUUACAGCUCCCACUGCCUCCUCCAAUGCAAUGAGGGAUUCCUGCUAACUGGAGCUCCCACAAUGCAUUGCAACGCAUUGGGAGUCUGGAGCCAAGACUUGCCGUCCUGUCAAGUGGUCCAGUGUGAGAACCUAUUGCACAGACUGCCAUCUCCCCUACCCACUCCAUCCUCAACCCCACCACCAACCCUGGGACCCUCCAUGAACUGCUCACACUCCCUAGGGGAGUUUAGCUUCAGCUCUCUGUGCCUCUUCACCUGCAGCAAAGGUUACUAUCUGAAUGGAACAGAAGAGCUGUCCUGCACCUCAGAGGGACAAUGGAGUGACCUUGUGCCCUCUUGCCAAAGAAACAUCACCUCUGUCCAAGAGUCCUCUAGGAUGCUGGUCUAUGCAGUGGUGGGAGCUGCCUCUGCUGCUGGGCUGUUACUACUGCUGGGACUGGGCAUGGUGGUCGCAAAGAAGCUCAGCAAGAAAGGUGACUUCAACUUUGCAAACUCGUUAUGGGAGGAAAGAGAGAACCCUGCUUUUGAAAUUUCUUAAAAAAGAAUGUGCUUAAUGACAUUGUACUGUAAAACAACAUUUUGCAUAACGAGUUGGAUAUUGAAUUAAACAAGUUAAUUGUUUUCAAUGUA